AUGGAGGCAUAUCCUGUGUCGCGCCACCCGCUGCACCCCCGCUUGCACUCUGGAACCACCCUACGCGCCCCCCCCUCCAACCACCAAUGGCGGCCCUUAGUUCCGCCGUCUCGCUAUCAGCUUCUCCGUUGUUCUAUAUCGCUACGGCUGUCGCGGCUACCCGGUCGGCAGAGCGGGAGCGUCCCGCGGAGCCGCAGUCACUCCAGCCGGUUCGUCGCCGCCGCGAGCGGCGAAGAACCGAAUGGAAUUGUUGCGAACGAUGCAGAUAAUAUUGGGGAUAAGAGUGCAGGGGGGAGUGAGAAGGCAGAGAGCGCGGAGCUGGCGGGCAUCCUGGCGCGCGUUCACGAGGAGAUGGCGGAAGCCACCCGCGCCCAGGCGGACGGGCGCGCGUCGGUCCUGCGGAGCAUGGGGCGCGAGGGCGACGGGGAGAGCGCAGCGGGCGAGCAGCUUCUGCUGGAGCUGCUGCAGGCGGAGGAGCAACGGCGCAUGCGCGCGCCGGGGGACGCGGAGGAGUCGGAGGAGGAGGCGGGGUUUUGGGAAGGAAGCGACGUCGCGCAAGGUGGAAAGGAGUACAGGCUGCCCCCCUCCUUCUCCGCACUUGCCACUGGCUCGCCCGCGGUCCUCCCCGCCGCUUCUGCAGCGCCUGCUGCCGCUGGCGGCGAUGGGGGGAGUGAUGAGAGCAGGGGCGCGCGGAUCGAGGGGGGAGGCGAGGGCGCGGGUCAGCGCGAGACGCGGCAGGAGCAGGGGGAGGGGGCGGGUGGCGAGGAAGGGGGCGGAGGGGUGGGGGAGGGGGAGAAGGAGGUGCCGGAGGGGUCAGUGGUACGGGAGCAGCUGGGCGGGCGCCCAGAGCUGUGGCGCGGCGUGCACGUGGCUGGGGCAACGUGGGCGGGCGCGGGCGCGGGGGUAGCGCAAGGGGAGGGGGAUGGGCUAAGGCGAGGGGAGAGACCGGGGGAAGGAGGAGGGGGAGGGGCCGCGGCAGGGCAGAGCGGAGGGGGGGAGGCAGGGGCGGGCAGCGGGACGUACCUGCAGGCGCGCGAGCUGCUGUCGAAUAUGGCCAGGAGCAUGGAGCAGCUGGAGAGCGGGCUCUCCGCCCGCCACAAGGAGAUGGGCGAGUCCACGCAGUUCAUCUCGGGCAUCCGCUCCAGCGACCCCGCUGCCGGCCAGGGCGCAGUGGUGCGGAGAGCGGAGGAGAUGGUGGCGCGCAUGCAGGUGCAGUUCGCGGCCAUGGAGAAGGAGGCGGCCCACAAGGACACCGUGCUUGACCGCCUGCUCGCGCACGCCAAGUCCACCAAGCAGCAAAUGAGGGCGGUGGAGGAGCGGUCGCGAGUGGAGAAGGACGCGUUGAGGCGGGAGAUGACGGAGCAGCAGCAGCGCAUGCAGAAGGAGCUGGAGACAGCGGCGGGGCGGGAGGAGCGGAUGAGGCGGCAGCUGAUGGAGGCGCAGGAGGGCAUCGCGCACCGGGACGCCUUCCUGCAGCAGCUGCAGGAGGAGGCCGCCCUCUCCGCCUCCGCGCUCAAACAGGCCGCCAGGGCGAUGGUGGCGGCGCGGGACCGCACGUUGAGGAUAGAGGAGCAGCUCGAGUCGAUGGGAGACCAGCUGGCCAAGGAGCGCGCCAAGACCCGCCGCGAGCGCGAAAACACCGCGCGUGUUACCGCCGAGCUGGCGGAGGCGCGCAUGGCGGCGGAGGAGAUGGCGGGGCGGGUAGGACGGCUGGAGAGCGAGGUGCAGCGCAAGGAGCGUGAGAUGCAGCAAAGCCGCCAUGAGGCGGACGCUGUCAGGGCGCAGCUUAAAGCCACCCAGCAGGCGUUGGAGGAGGCAGCGCGGCAGGCGAGGGAGGCGCAGGCAGGGAGGCAGCAGGCGGAGGCAGCGGCAGAGGAGGAGCGGGCGGCGGCAGCAGCGGCGGUGGAGGGGCAGCAGAGUGCAGAGCAGCGCCUGAGGGAGGCGCAGGCGCGGGUGGAGCUGCUGCAGGGCGAGGUGGUGUCGCUCAAGGUGGGGCGAGGUGGGGCGAGGUGGGGCGAGGUGGUGUCGCUCAAGGAGGUGGCGUUGAGCAAGGACUCGCUACCCUCUCUCUCUCUCUCUCUCUCUCUCUCUCUCUCUCUCUCUCUCUCUCUCUCUCUCUCUCUCUCUCUCUCUCACUCCCCACCCCUCUCCCGUGUGGAGGUGGCUUUGAGCAAGGACUCGCUGCUGGCGGCGGUGAAGGAGGAGACGAUGCGCAACGCGGACAUGCUGCUUGCUGCUGCCAACACUCGCAAGGAGUUGGCGGGGGCGGAGGCGCGGGUAGCAGCGCUGCAAGGGUCGGUGGCGGCACUGGAGGCGGAGGUGAGGCAGCAGGACCAGCUGCUCAACGACAUCCGCGCCGAUGCUGUCUCCAGUGCUGAUGCCCUGCGCACCGCUGCUCAGAUCAACCAGGACCUGAAUGCAGCGAGGGAGCGCGAGGCGGAGCUGUUGGAGCAGCUGGAGCAGCGCGAGGCGGAGGUGGAGAGUCUGCGCCGCGACACCUCCGAGAACAUCCGCGCGCAGCGAGCUGAGCUCGCGCUGCGGGAGGCGGAGAGGCGGGCGCGCGAGCUGGAGAUGGAGAGGGAGUCACUGCGGCGGGGCGUGGCGAAGCGCGACCAGGCGCUGGGGCUCAUGAAGAGGGAGCUCGAGCGCAGCGCGCACAUGCUCUCCGCCGCUGCUGACACCCGCCAGGCGCUGCGGAGCAUGAAGGAGCAGAUGGAGUGGAUGCAGGAGGAGGCGCGCGUCAAGGAGGAGCGCCUGGCAGCGCUGCAGGAGGAGUUUGUCUCCGCGCUCAAGGGCACCACCUUCCCAUCGCUG
Closterium sp. NIES-65 is the source of this 2814-nucleotide messenger RNA. Lineage: Eukaryota; Viridiplantae; Streptophyta; Zygnematophyceae; Desmidiales; Closteriaceae. The record is from the annotation of a GenBank genome assembly.